Aureobasidium pullulans EXF-150 is the source of this 312-nucleotide messenger RNA. RefSeq lists its product as uncharacterized. The record is from RefSeq and is a predicted model, not a curated record. Bases 1 to 312 code for a protein of 103 amino acids. The transcript has a single exon. Lineage: Eukaryota; Fungi; Ascomycota; Dothideomycetes; Dothideales; Saccotheciaceae.
AUGGGAAAGCUACACAACAGACGCCGUACAAGACUGAGAGCAAACAAGGAGGCUCAUCAUCAGGCAAUCCCUAUACCACUACUUUCUACUCAAGCCAUGCCUACGAUUGACCACGACACAUCUUUCUGUCAUGAGCGUUCAAACUUUCCAUCUUCUAACGACAACAAACAAUUUCAUGUCAACCAGCAACACGAGGUCCUCCAUACUCAGUUCUAUGGCACAGAGGAGGGUGAUGAAUCUGGCGAUCUCUGUCCUUUGAUGCUUCAGGUCGUCCUAGACUUGUUUGAUGGAGUUGAUUAUGAAGACCCAUGA